GUUCUAAAAGCCAUUUUGUCAUUCAAAUUGCCACCUUCACAGAUUUUGAAACUAUUCAAACUUUUGUAGUAGAUUCUGGCAUUAAGUUGUCCUUUCGAAUUCCACCUUCAGCAGAUUUUAAAAUGAAAUGCAAAGAAAUUAGUACGCAUAGCGAAAGAAAAAAAACAACUAUUAGUAUAGCGAAAGAAGAAAGAAAGAAAAAUAAACUACAACCCUUGAGAAUACUUGGUUAUACUUUGUGA
Dentiscutata erythropus is the source of this 242-nucleotide messenger RNA. The record is from the annotation of a GenBank genome assembly. NCBI's taxonomy places the organism in Eukaryota, Fungi, Glomeromycota, Glomeromycetes, Diversisporales, Gigasporaceae.